Leptidea sinapis is the source of this 1062-nucleotide messenger RNA. It is a transcript of the gene NGR-A29, whose product is annotated as adipokinetic hormone/corazonin-related peptide receptor variant I-like. Gene Ontology annotation, biological process: G protein-coupled receptor signaling pathway. Bases 1 to 1062 code for a protein of 353 amino acids. Lineage: Eukaryota; Metazoa; Arthropoda; Insecta; Lepidoptera; Pieridae. The record is from RefSeq and is a predicted model, not a curated record. Gene Ontology annotation, molecular function: vasopressin receptor activity; peptide binding. The transcript is spliced from 6 exons. Gene Ontology annotation, cellular component: membrane.
AUGAAUUUAACUUCGGAGUUAUCGACUUUGUCAAACCGACAGUUUGUAGACUAUUUUGACGGAGGAAAUAUCACUGUAGAAGACGUGGGCCAAGAACAGGUUGUUGUAAUCACAACGUAUGCGGCACUUAUGAUGGUGGGUGGACUGGGGAACCUUAUGGUGCUGGUGACACUGACCAGGACGCGACGGAGGAAGUCCAGGGUUGAUUUGUUGAUGACGCAUUUAGCUGUUGCUGAUGUUUGCGUCAUAUUUAUUGUCAUUCCACUUGAGAUUUGCUGGAAGGUUACGAACGCGUGGUUGGCAGGAAACCUCAUGUGUAAGAUGCUGCUGGUGAUGAGAGCGUUUGGCCUCUAUUUGUCCUCUAACGUUCUCGUCUGUAUUUCACUGGACAGGUACUUCGCUGUGGUGCAUCCUCUCCGCUUGUCUGCAGCGCGGACUAGAAGCAAACAUAUGUUAUACUGCGCCUGGGCUGUUGCUCUAACUUGCAGCCUUCCUCAGAGUGCCGUAUUUCGCCUGAUGCGCCACCCAUAUAUCGCGGGGUUCGAGCAGUGCGUCUCGUUUGAAGCCUUCGCGAGCCCGACGCUGGAGGUCGCGUACAACGUGUUCUGUGUCUGCGCGAUGUACUUUCUGCCACUGCUGGUGAUCAGCGUGUGUUACGUCUCCAUCUUCUGGGAGAUACGACGCAGCAGUCAUGAACUUACAGAGAAAUGCGACCACAGCCAGUCAGCGGGCGGAGGGGUGAGGCUUCGUCGCUCGGACCGACGCGUAUUGGAACGAGCUCGUCAGCGCACGCUGCGGAUGACUGUCACCAUUGUUUUUGUGUUCGCUUUCUGCUGGUUGCCGUACGCCAUCAUGACUCUUUGGUACAUGUUCGACCGAAGCUCGGCAUCUCGAGUACCAUCUCAGCUGCAGGAGCUGCUGUUCGCGAUGGCAGUCUCCAACUCCUGCAUGAACCCGCUGGUCUACGGAACCUACACUCUACGCCUGAACCGUUCACUGCAGAGGAUAUUGGCCAAUUUGUGCUGUUUAUCAGACACCGAGACACUAACAUAUGGUACAUAA